GGCAGGGCAGGGCAGGGAGAUGAUGGCGGCGGCCCAUUGCUGCCCCCUACCUAGUCCAGCCUGACAGCUGUUUGGGUGCACGAUGUCACUCCCAUGCUGUUCCUGCUUCUCUUUUACUUUCGUUUCUGCUCUCUGAGCUCUCGGCUCUGGGCAGGCUCUUAGCUACUGCUUUCGAAACAGGAGGCAGGGUCUGGUGCUGUGAGGAGCACUUGCUGGGCAGAGGAGCAGGGACAUCUUUAAGUUGUUGACAAAGCCACCUGAGAUGCCCAAGUUCACCUUCAGGGAGAGGAGGGCGGUGGGGGACCGGUUUGUGCAGUUCCUGAAGGACAUGGGGCAGGAGCACGAGAGCAGCAGGGAAGUGCUGAGGGGCAUCUACAGCUGGAAGUUCAAGAACAGCCUGGUUGGGGAGACGGUGCCCAGCUUCUCCUCCGUGCUCUAUACCAUGGGGAAGAGCAGCCGGGCUGAGGUGCGCGGGGAUUUUGUGCGCUUUGGCAAGGUGAAAAAGACGGUGGUGGUCGCAGACAUGUACCGGAGGCCUCAGCCCAAAGCUGGUGACCAGCCCACUGCAGACCAGACACCCGGCCCUAGCCAGGGUCCCCGCAGAGGGCGGGCCAGGGACAGGGCCGAGUUCAUCAGCACCAAGCAUGGGGUGAACGUGGUCUCUGAGCACGACCGGGUCAACGGCCGCAUCCGUUUUGCUGUCACCCGCAAUGUGCCCAAGACGGUCACAAUCCAGGUGCAGAACAACGGCACAGGGCCUGUCACGUUCCUGCGGUGCCGGCCACUGCGGCGCCAGCGGGAACUCAAGUUUCACGACACGCAAAAAGUGACCUGUGGCCAGAGCCUGCUGUUGGCACCAGGUAACACCCACCUGAUCGAGGUGCGGUGCCUGACCCAGAACUACGGCUACUUCCCCGUUACGCUGCUGUUUGAGUUCACGGCCGACGAGACCGGCCCCUUCUCUACCGGGCGCUUCGUGUCAGCCGUGGCCAACAGCCGGCUGGCGGAGGAGCUGGGGCCCACGGCGCCCUACACGCCAUACCAGGACGGGCUGCAGAAGCCCCUCACCGUCCUCACGGAGGAGGGUGUCCCACCCGACAGCUCCCAGCGCUCUGAUCUGGAGCAGGACAUCCCGCUGCCCCAGUACAACUACCCACAGAGCCUAAAGGACACGAUCCGGCACGUGCCUGGCACUGGCACCAACAACGAGUGGGCCAGGCUGCGGUCCUCCUUGGACGCGCCCCUGCAAUUUGGGAAUUACAUGGAGAAGUUCCAGCUGCUGCUGCACCUCGAGGAGGUGCAGAUGGAGGUCGACAUCCGGCGCUACGACCUGCAGAACACUCCGAUGGUGCACGACUCGGACAACAAGCGGCUGCUCGUCCUGAAGGUGCCCGGCGUGGCCGAGAACCGCCCCUCUGUGCUGAGGGGCGACCACUUGUUCGCGACGCUGAGCAGCGAGCGUGGCCGCCGCGGGCUGGUGCAGUACAAGGGCUAUGUGCACCGCGUGGAGCUGGAGCGUGUCAAGCUGGGUUUCUCCAAGGGCCUGCUGGAUUGCUUUGUGAACAACCUGCUCUUCGACGUGACUUUCACCUUCAACCGGCUGCCCCUGCGGGUGCAGCACCGGGCUGUCCAGCUGGCCACAAAGCAAGACCUGAAGGACGUCCUCUUCCCCUCCUUCUCUGCUGAGAUGUCCUUCCUGCAGGACGGUGCCCAGCUGCGCCUCUUCGACCGGAGCCUGGAGAGCAACAAGGAGCAAUGCGAGGCUGUGAGGGGCAUCGUGUCGGGGCUGUCCAGGCCCGCGCCCUACCUCAUCUUUGGGCCGCCAGGGACAGGCAAGACGGUCACCAUGGUGGAGGCCAUCAAGCAGGUGCUGGACCGCAUCAAGGGGUCGCACGUGCUGGCCUGUGCGCCCUCCAACAGCGCCGCCGACCUGCUCUGCCAGCGCCUGCUCCAGCACCGGGACGCGCGGGAGAUCUACAGGCUCAACGCCAGCAGCCGGGACUACAGCCAGGUGCCCGCGGCCAUCAAGCCCUGCUGCAACUGGGACAAGGCGCAGGGGUCCUACGUGUACCCUGGCCGGGACGAGCUGCAACGCUACAGGGUCCUCGUCACCACGCUGGUCACGGCAGGGAGGCUGGUCUCGGCGGCGUUCCCUCCGGGCCACUUCUCCCACGUUUUCAUUGAUGAGUGUGGUCACGCCGUGGAGCCGGAAAGCGUGACCGCUGUCGCAGGUAUGCUGAGCGUGAUGGACCAGGACACCAACCCCGGAGGUGGGCAGCUGGUGCUGGCAGGGGACCCCAAGCAGCUGGGCCCCAUUUUGAGGUCCCCGCUGGGCAUCGAGCACGGCUUGGGCGUUUCGCUGCUGGAGCGGCUCAUGCACCACAACUCACUGUACCAGAAGGCAGGUGGGAGCUACAGAUCCCAGUUCGUCACCAAGCUGCUGAGGAACUACAGGUCCCACGCCGCCAUCUUCGAGAUCCCCAAUGAGCUGUUCUACGAGGGGGAGCUGCAGGAGCACGCUGACCGCGGCAUCACCCACUCCUACUGUGCCUGGCCGGAGCUGCCCAAGCAGGGCUUCCCCAUCAUCUUCCAUGGGGUCCAAGGGGAGGACCAGCGGGAGGAGAAGAGCCCCUCCUUCUUCAACGUGGCCGAGAUUGACGCCGUGGUCACCUACCUCAAGAAGCUACUGAAGAGCCAGGCCAAGAAGGGCGUCCCCCGCAUCUCGCCCAAGGACAUCGGCAUCAUCUCCCCGUACAGGAAGCAGGUGGAGAAGAUCCGCAAGGCCAUCACCAGCCUGGACCAGGAGCUGAAGGCACUGCCAGACAUCCAGGAGCUGAAGGUCGGCUCCGUGGAGGAGUUCCAGGGCCAGGAGCGGCGCGUGAUCCUCGUCUCCACCGUGCGCAGCUGUAGCGAGUACCUGGACAUGGACGAGCAGUUCAAGCUUGGCUUCCUCAAGAGUCCCCAGAGGUUCAAUGUGGCUGUCACCAGGGCCAAAGCUCUCUUGAUCAUCGUGGGCAACCCGAUGGUCCUCAGCAAGGACCCGCACUGGUCCAGGUUCCUGCAGUACUGCCUGUCGGGACAGGGGUACACGGGCUACCCGUACAGCGAGGACGCCAUGGACGGAGAUGCCCUGGCUGACGAUCUCGGCGCCCUCAACCUGAGUGAACAGCCAGCAGGAGCCCAAGCAAGGGAGAGCCACCUCCAGCAGCAAGUGGAGCCGAUGUGGAGACACGAACACUGAGCGCUGCAUCCGUGUCCUUUGCCUCCUGGCCCCUCGUGUCUGCCUGGCUCUGCUCCUUCCCCCGUCCUGCCCCCUGUGCUGCGCGGAGGACGAAGAGCAGUGCCGGGGCCGCUGGGCCAGCUUCUUUGCACAGUGCGCUUCUACCUCUCUCCUACCUCAUGGUCUCCGGGUUGGCAUGUCUCUCUGUCUCCCACCCUCCUCCCUUUUCGAUGACUAAGCCCCACUCUGUGCUUGCUGAAAUGGAAAUUGCUUUGGUGAAUGGAAAUGGAGCAGAGAGGAGACCUCCCUGGCUGAGGACUGCGACUUACACCCCAGGAAACCAGCCCGUCUCCCCUGGGCAGGGAUGCAGCCCGGAGCUCUUCUUCCCGUGGGGUGUCUGAACCUCAUGCUGGGUCCCUGCACGCAGGGCAGCUGCUAACUAGCACACCGGGUCCUGCUUCCACCAGCUCUGGGGAAAACCCAAGGUGCCCAGCCUGGCAGACCUGUCUUAGUCUUAUUCAGUUAUUUUUCUGAAA
This is a messenger RNA of Alligator mississippiensis (American alligator), 3756 nucleotides long. RefSeq names its product Mov10 RNA helicase (gene MOV10). The record is from RefSeq and is a predicted model, not a curated record. The transcript is spliced from 22 exons. Gene Ontology annotation, molecular function: 5'-3' RNA helicase activity; RNA binding. Lineage: Eukaryota; Metazoa; Chordata; Crocodylia; Alligatoridae. The coding region runs from base 263 to 3241 and encodes 992 amino acids.